Molecule: messenger RNA, 2806 nt
Organism: Homalodisca vitripennis (glassy-winged sharpshooter)
Lineage: Eukaryota; Metazoa; Arthropoda; Insecta; Hemiptera; Cicadellidae
Product: tyrosine-protein phosphatase non-receptor type 5-like
Exons: 6
Coding region: 60-1046 (328 amino acids)
Biological process (GO): protein dephosphorylation
Molecular function (GO): protein tyrosine phosphatase activity
Source: RefSeq, a predicted model, not a curated record
AAUUCGCAAGAGACAAGGAAGAUUCAACUACGGCCAACGAUGUACUCCAGUGUCACUGGAUGACUACAGCCUGGACAACAUAUCUGUAUACAACAGUAUCCGCAGGAAGGGUGCUCUCAGAGCUUCAAAACGUUCUUUACGGAAACCCAGCGUUUGAUGAUCCGGGAGGUCCAACACACUCGAUUAACUUUGCUGGACUGGCCAACUUUAGUAGUGACCGCAAAGCUCUGGACGAGGAGUUUGGCCAGAUUCCGAUGAUCACUGUUAAGCCAGACGAGCUACCCCCUGGUGUCGAGAGUAAGAAUCGCUACGCCAACGUGAUCCCAUUACCGGAGACUAGGGUAGUACUGCAGACAAAAGAGGGAGCCGACAUGACCGAUGAGUAUAUCAAUGCCAACUAUGUCAAGGGGCCCAAGAGCCAAGAAAAGUUGUACAUUGCCUGCCAGGCUCCUCUGCAGUCUACUAUUGAGGAUUUCUGGAGGAUGGUGUGGCAGCAGCAGACCAAGGUCAUUCUCAUGCUGACAGCGCUCAAUGAGAAUGGAGUCGAGAAAUGCGCAGACUACUUGCCGCAGCUGGAGAUCACAGAUUGCCACAGGCUGUUUGGAGAUUUCCAAGUGACAUUGAAAAAGCAUGAGGUGCGAGAAAAGUACAUCAUCUCCAGCCUUCAACUCAAGAACCUAGAGACCAACCUGUGGCGAGAGGUAACACACUUGUGGUACUCAAGCUGGCCUCCGCAGGGGGUGCCAGAUGACGGCAGUGCAAUGAUCGCUUUCCUGAUUGAGGCUCGCUCGUACAUGCGCGGUGCCCAGGGCCCCACCGUGGUACACUGCAGCCCAGGUACCGGCAGGACCGGUACAGUCAUCGCCAUCGAUCUCUGUAUUCGCGACUUUGAGACCAUUCGCACUGUUGACAUCCCCAAGACUGUCUACUCCUUGAGGAGGGACCGGGCAGGAUCGGUGCAGACCAAGGACCAGUAUGCUUUCAUAUACCAGGUGCUGAAUCUCUAUGCAACAAAACUGACUGGGGGUGCUCUGGACUCUAUCUAGAAAUGUAUAACAUCCUUUUUAUCAUCUGCCAUCACGUGUAUUGAUUUGGUUAAAUUGGCUGGAGUUUAAUGGAUACAGAACAUUUUAUGUAUGAUAAUUUUUUUACACUUACAUGAUACUCUAAGAUAAUUUUCAAAUUUCAUCAUAUUUGUUUUUAUUUAUCACCUAACCAUGAUAAACAGACCAUGAUUAAUUUGGUUGUAAUAAACCAAUGUUACAACACAACUUCUUCAAUACUGGUUUAUUAAUACACUAAGGUUUUGUUUGAGAUUUGACAUAAAUUCAAAAAAUAAUUUCAAUUAAAACAUUAUCCAUUUUCUUUCAUCCAAUAUGGUUAGGUGAUGAAAUACUAAAUAAAGUAGAUAUAAUCAUAAAAACAAAAAAAUGUAAAACUACUUUGAAAAAUUCUAGUGAAAAUAUUUGAUACAGUCAACCAAACUUAGUACAUUAAUAAAUCGACACUGAAAAGGAGAAUACAAAAAUGAUCAUUAAACAUAUUAUUGGAUUUGACACAGUAUAGUAAUCAAUAUACUAAGUUAAAACUAAAUACAACAAGAAAAAUCUCAACGUAUUCCAAUAAUUUUGUUAUUUUAGUUUUUAAAACUCCUGAAAUAACAAUCCCAUUACUUAAUGCCCCAGUGUUUAAAAUUUGUUAUGCUAGUUUUUACUAUUUAAAACACAUAUGCUGAAUAAAAACUCAUUUUAUUUAGAUAGUUAUAAGUUGAACAAUAUACGCUCUCUAUUUACCAUCCAUAUACUUAUUAUACAAUACAAAACAUAUUAGUGAUGUUGGAUGUUACAAAAUAUAUUGGUGUUACAUGUUAACAAUAUUUUUUUUUUUUAAGAAAUUAUACAUUUCCACUCAUAGCAACACUGAUUUAGAAAUUUUUUUACAUUGUUUUUUUAUAAAUUUGUCUGAUAUAGAAUUAUGUUAACAUAGUGACCGAUUAAAAAUUACUUUAAUUCGUUUGUGUGGUAAUCUUGAAAUAGCAAACUUGUUUUUCAAGAACUGAAAUACUAAUAUUUAUUUAGGGUACUGAAAUUUUCAGAAUUGACCUAUAUUUUUUUUAUGAUAACAAUUUACACUUUAAAAUGAUUAUUUCAUUUUGUACGAACAAUUUUGCAAUACACAAAUGCAGUCAAGUUCCUACUGUAAUGUUUUGUUAAAACAAUAUAUGUUCAUGUUAGGCAAUAAAUUUUGUAUAAUAUUUACAACUACUUAGUUAUCAUACAAUGGUAUCUUUUCAUUUAAUUAUUUUGUAGAAGUAGUAAAUGAGGAAAGGAGGUGACACAUUGAACACUGGUUAAACGUUAUGGAUUUUUUCAUCAAUAAGUUAUAUUUUUAAAUAACAGUUGUUUUGACUACUUUUAGUUUUAUAACAUAUAUUUCUGAUGAUUAUAACAUAUAUUUUGAAAACUCAUACAGUUUCAAAAUAUAACAAGUUAUUAGUUACAGUUUCAUAUUAUAAAUUAUUUAAUGGAAAGUAUGAUAAAAAUACCAGUAUUUUAAGUGUAUUGACUAUUUGGUUUGUUGUACUUUGUGCAUAUUUUAACUAGUAGUUGCUGUAUAUAUCUGAAUAUACUAUCUAUUUUUGUUAAUUUUAAUAGUCUAUACCUAUGUAAAUUAUGAUAUGUGAUAUUAUUGUUUUUGUUUUCGAUGUUUAUAUUUCUUGUUGCACUUUGUAUAUCGUAAUAGUAUACAUUCGGUGUAUUUAAUGUUAAGAAAAUGAAAUAAAUGAAAACAUUCUUUUAUUGGUUGA